UUCUCUCCGCUCGGCACCAGGGUGUCCGCGGCGCCGCCUGAUCCUGUUAGCGCGGUACUGUGAGUGCAGUCCGUCCUCGGCGCUGUUUUCCCUGACUUGCUGUCGACGCCAGGAAGGAAGGACGCGCGCAGAGGACCGCAGAGGAGUGGCCGUGGCGGAGGGAAGAGAGCCCCGCAGCACUGAAGGUUUGGGCUUGCAGGCGCUGCAGGAGGCGCCCAGGCGGGGUCCUGUUUCUCAGCCGGCUCUGAGCGGGAGGCGUGAGCGGGAAGCAUUGGCGUGCCGCGACUUCCCAGAGCUUGGGGUUCGGCGCUAUGGAGGAGCUCGAUGGCGAGCCAGCAGUCACUGUGAUUCCAGGCGUGAAUUCCAAGAAGAACCAAAUGUGUUUUGACUGGGGUCCAGGGGAGAUGCUGGUGUGUGAAACCUCCUUCAGCAAAAAAGAAAAAUCAGAGAUGGUGCCAAGUUGCCCCUUUAUCUAUAUCAUCCGUAAGGAUGUAGAUGUUUACUCUCAAAUCUUGAGAAAACUCUUCAAUGAAUCCCAUGGAAUCUUUUUGGGCCUCCAGAGAAUUGAUGAAGAGUUGACUGGAAAAUCCAGAAAAUCUCAAUUGGUUCGAGUGAGUAAAAACUACCGAUCAGUCAUAAGAGCAUGUAUGGAGGAAAUGCACCAGGUUGCAAUUACUGCUAAAGAUCCAGCCAGUGGCCGCCAGUUCAGCAGCCAGGUCUCCAUUUUGUCAGCAAUGGAGCUCAUCUGGAACCUGUGUGAGAUUCUUUUUAUUGAAGUGGCCCCGGGUAAGCAUGGAAUAAUCUCACCUUAUAACAUCAUAGGGCCAGGCCUCCUGCUAGUGCUCAUGGGCCCGAUCUCCUCCCAGGUGACCAUCUUGGUGCUGCAGGGCCGGCUGGAUGAGGCCCGACAGAUGCUCUCCAAGGAAGCCGACGCCAGCCCCGCCUCUGCAGGCAUAUGCCGAAUCAUGGGAGACCUGAUGAGGACAAUGCCCAUUCUCAGUCCCGGGAACACCCAGACACUGACAGAGCUGGAGCUGAAGUGGCAGCACUGGCACGAGGAAUGUGAGCGGUAUCUCCAGGACAGCACAUUCGCCACCAACCCUCACCUGGAGUCUCUCUUGAAGAUUAUGCUGGGAGACGAAGCCGCCUUGUUAGAGCAGAAGGAACUUCUGAGUAAUUGGUAUCAUUUCCUAGUGACUCGGCUCUUGUACUCCAAUCCCACAGUAAAACCCAUUGAUCUGCACUACUACGCCCAGUCCAGCCUGGACCUGUUUCUGGGAGGUGAGAGCAGCCCAGAACCCCUGGACAACAUCUUGUUGGCAGCCUUUGAGUUUGACAUCCAUCAAGUGAUCAAAGAGUGCAGCAUCGCCCUGAGCAACUGGUGGUUUGUGGCCCACCUGACAGACCUGCUGGACCACUGCAAGCUCCUCCAGUCACACAACCUCUAUUUCGGUUCCAACAUGAGAGAGUUCCUCCUGCUGGAGUACGCCUCUGGACUGUUCGCUCAUCCCAGCCUGUGGCAGCUGGGGGUGGAUUACUUUGAUUACUGCCCCAAGCUGGGCCGAGUCUCCCUGGAGCUGCACAUUGAGCGGAUACCUCUGAACACUGAGCAGAAAGCCCUCAAGGUGCUGCGAAUCUGUGAGCAGCGGCAGAUGACUGAACAAGUUCGCAGCAUUUGUAAGAUCUUAGCCAUGAAAGCCGUCCGCAACAAUCGCCUGGGUUCUGCCCUCUCUUGGAGCAUCCGUGCUAAGGAUGCCGCCUUUGCCACGCUUGUGUCAGACAGGUUCCUCAGGGAUUACUGUGAGCGAGGCUGCUUUUCUGAUUUGGAUCUCAUUGACAACCUGGGGCCAGCCAUGAUGCUCAGUGACCGACUGACAUUCCUGGGAAAGUAUCGCGAGUUCCACCGUAUGUACGGGGAGAAGCGUUUUGCUGACGCAGCUUCUCUCCUUCUGUCCUUGAUGACGUCUCGGAUUGCCCCUCGGUCUUUCUGGAUGACUCUGCUGACAGAUGCCCUGCCCCUUUUGGAACAAAAACAGGUGAUUUUCUCAGCAGAACAGACUUACGAGUUGAUGCGGUGUCUGGAGGACUUGACGUCAAGAAGACCUGUGCGUGGAGAAUCUGAUAUUCAGCAGCUCCAGGAUGAGGACAUAGAAACCACCAAGGUGGAAAUGCUGAGACUUGCUCUGGCACGAAAUCUUGCUCGGGCAAUUAUAAGAGAAGGCUCACUGGAAGGUUCCUGAGAACUGCUUCAUUGUGGUAUCUUUGUAUGGCAAUGUAUAUAGAUUUUUUAAAGGAAUAAAUGUGUUGCAAAUGUA
Molecule: messenger RNA, 2315 nt
Organism: Mandrillus leucophaeus (drill)
Lineage: Eukaryota; Metazoa; Chordata; Mammalia; Primates; Cercopithecidae
Gene: NUP85
Product: nucleoporin 85kDa
Exons: 18
Coding region: 312-2240 (642 amino acids)
Biological process (GO): mRNA export from nucleus; protein import into nucleus; positive regulation of DNA-templated transcription
Cellular component (GO): nuclear pore outer ring
Molecular function (GO): structural constituent of nuclear pore
Source: RefSeq, a predicted model, not a curated record